ACGAUGAUAAUAAAUAAAGAAAGCCAUUAUUUUUGGAGACAGACGCACAACCGGAGGACGCUCGUUGAAGAAGAAUCUUCAGAGAGCGGAACCCAGACAUAGGCUGGUGAUUGUUGACUAAGAUUGUAUUCUUCUUUGAUAUUUCUGCCUUGCACGACUAAAGCAGUUGAUGGUCAGCAUCGAUGCCAAGGAUCAAACUAUUUUUAUCUUCAUACGAAGGCUAGUUGGCUGCUUAACCAUUGUAAUCUCUUGAUUGAUGUUGUGUAGCUUUUCCAUUGGAGAGUAAUUUUGCUCUAUCAAGCAACUGCUGCUACUAGAAGAAAGAGUUACCAUUACCAAAAGAAUUCUGUUGUCACAGCAAACAUCUGUCAGUAACAAAAAGUUUUCUGGAGGAGGUUGAUAAGCGGAUUGGGCUGAGAUGCAAACAUCUCAGAAACACCAAACUUCAGCCUGUAUCCGUAGGCUGUAUCACCAACCUGUUCAGGAAAUGGAGGCACUUUGUUUGCCUCAUAUUCAGAUAUUAGACAACAAUGUAUGCUCAGAUGUUGGGAGCCAAGGAACCAGUGUUUCCUUUCAAACCUACAAGGAUCAAUUUUUUACCCUGGAAUCAUCCACUGCAACUGCUGGUUUUGUUGUCUAUGAUUCCCCUUCUGCUGUAAGCAUCUCAUCAAGCAGGAGCCCUUUCUCCCCACAAGGUUCUCAAUCAUACCUAUCUGAUCCUCAUCAUUCCCCUGACAAUACUUAUGGAUCACCAUUCAGUGGAUCUUCUGUUGUUGAUGAUGGCAAUGAAUGGAAGCACAAGCUGAGGGAGCUGGAAAUUUCCUUGUUGGGACCUGAAUCAGAUGUCAUAGACAGCUGCAAUUGCUGCUUCAGUAGUGGAGCCCACCAAGCUGCUUCAAUGGCAAGCUUUAACUGCAAUCAACUGGUGGAAAUGAUCCCUAGACUAGACUUGAAACAGGUUCUCGUUGCCUGUGGUCAAGCACUUCAUGAGGGUGAUAUGCCAACAGUGGCAGGUUUAAUGCAUGUCUUGGAGAAAAUGGUUUCAGUGUCUGGGGAACCAAUCCAACGAUUGGGUGCUUAUGUGCUGGAAGGGCUUAGAGCAAGGUUGGAAUCCUCAGGGAGUAGUAUCUACAAAGCCCUGAAAUGCAAAGAACCAACAAGCUCAGAACUAAUGUCUUACAUGCAUAUUCUCUCCAAGGUCUGUCCGUACUGGAAGUUUGCAUACACAUCAGCUAAUGUUGUCAUCAGGGAAGUCAUGGAAUAUGAACCAAAAAUUCACAUCAUUGAUUUCCAAAUAGCGCAAGGAACCCAGUGGAUGUUCCUCAUCGCAGCUCUUGCAAAACACCCUGGUGGGCCCCCGGCUAUCCGUAUAACUGGUAUUGAUGAUUCUCAGUCAAAUCAUGCUCGAGGUGGGGGACUUAAUAUUGUGGGGCAGAGGCUAUCAGAAUUUGCUAAGACGUACAAUGUGCCAUUUGAGUUUCAUGAUGCUGCCAUGUCUGGUUGUGAGGUUCAAUUAGAGCAUCUUAAGGUUCAACCUGGGGAAGCUCUAGCUGUGAAUUUUCCAUAUGUGUUGCAUCACAUGCCAGAUGAGAGUGUAAGCACCUGGAAUCACAGAGAUCGACUGUUGAGGUUGGUGAAGAGUUUGUCCCCCAAGAUUGUCACUCUUGUGGAGCAAGAGUCCAAUACCAACACAUCCCCAUUCUUUUCAAGGUACCUUGAGACACUGGAUUAUUACACAGCUAUGUUUGAAUCCAUAGAUGUAGCUUGUUCGAGAGAUGACAAGCAGAGGAUCAGUGCAGAGCAGCACUGCGUGGCUCGCGAUAUUGUGAAUAUGAUUGCUUGCGAGGGGCCUGAGAGGGUGGAAAGGCAUGAACUUUUUGGAAAGUGGAGGUCAAGAUUCACCAUGGCUGGUUUUUCUCCAUAUCCAUUGAGUUCCUCAGUUACUAUGGCUGUAAGGGAUCUGUUGAAGGACUACAACAACAAUUAUAGACUUGAAGAGAGAGAAGGGGCUCUCUAUCUUGGCUGGAUAAACAGAGCUAUGGCCACCUCUUCCGCGUGGAGGUGAAAGCCUGAUACCGACAGUGAUGCCAUGAAAAACUAUUAAAUUUUGCGCAAAAUGCUUUUGUUAAGAUUUCUCUUUUAGAGCAUGGGCCUUUAGGGUGUUGUAAAUUAAUAGAAAUAUGAGCUUAGACUUCUUUUGAUAGCUUUUAGUCGAGGGACUUGAAUUGCAAAUAUUUUCAUGUAUAUCACCAUUGUCCAUCUCGAAAUGAAACAAGGAUAGGUUCCAGUUCCAAUGCCA
Molecule: messenger RNA, 2299 nt
Organism: Theobroma cacao (cacao)
Lineage: Eukaryota; Viridiplantae; Streptophyta; Magnoliopsida; Malvales; Malvaceae
Gene: SCL13
Product: SCARECROW-like 13
Source: RefSeq, a predicted model, not a curated record